Messenger RNA from Anopheles moucheti, 4042 nucleotides. It is a transcript of the gene red, whose product is annotated as lysM and putative peptidoglycan-binding domain-containing protein 1. The transcript has 3 exons. Bases 721 to 1725 code for a protein of 334 amino acids. The record is from RefSeq and is a predicted model, not a curated record. NCBI's taxonomy places the organism in Eukaryota, Metazoa, Arthropoda, Insecta, Diptera, Culicidae.
CGCGCAUACGUCCAUCACUGUUCCGUGCGUUGGUCAUCCGAUCGUCGGUGCCAACUAGUGCGAAGAUCAUCAUUGCCGGGUGCGAAGCUCAUCGCACAACGGGGAAAUAGAGCGUGCGCGAGGUCAACACCGGUGUCUUCCUUCCAACUGCUGUCUCCAUUACUGGCGCCUACCGGCAGCGUCCCUAGAACAUUAAGCAAUGAAAUCGUUGCCCGUAUACGUGUGGUGUUUGAAGCAACCGCGAAAAGUGUUCGUCGUGCGACUGCCACUGAUUGGUGAUAACGCAAAGUGAAACAAAGUGCUGGGUUUUGCUGCUGCAACGGGGCGUACCACACGUACGUGGUCGGUGUUCGGUCGGAUCGCAGUGAAACAGUGUAGGGGAGGGAGAGCAAGUGUUAUCUUCUUUGUAUGCAAAAUUCCAACCCGUUGCGGAACGGUACGUGGGGAUUACCGGGAAAGAACUGUUCGUGCACGGGUGUAACUGCAUUCCCAGCGACUGCGGUGUUUUCGUGGUCAAGGCAAAUGUUGCUGGAUUUACUUUCGCGUGCGCUCGCGUGUGUGUGUCCGCGUUGAGUGGUUAGGAUAAGCGUGAUUUAUUAGCCCACAAUUAAGCAUCAUCUUCACACAAUACAUCACUCCGGCGCUGUUGCAGCUUCCGACCCUUAUAUUUCACGCACGCAUUGAAACAGAACUGCGUUGUUCCUUGCGUUGCGCCACACGAUGAGUCUCGAAACGAUGAGCGAUCUGAGGAAAAAGUACAAAAACUGGAGAUCGUACGUAAAGUUUGUAAAGCUAGUUUCAGACGCCGGAAUGGAAGAUGAAACCAUGUUUGGUGAAAAGCAAUCGAUACGAGAUUCGGCCCGCUCGCUGAAGAAGUACGGCAGCAUAUCCGGCGGAAGUCGAAGCCCGGCCGCACUGCAACCCACGGAUGCGCUGAUACGGCACGAUGUCGAGCGGACCGACACACUGCAAGGUCUUGCCUUGAAGUACGGAUGUAGCAUGGAACAAAUUAGACGAGUAAAUAGGUUACUGCCAACGGAUACGAUCUUCCUGCGGCCGUUUCUUAUGAUCCCGGUACCGAAAGAUUCGCCCCACUAUCCAAAGGAUCCGGAAGCAAUCAUACGUCCAAAUGCGCUGGCGAGCCGGAUGACAUCCGGGAGUGGUGGUUCUGCUGCUAGUGGUAGCGGUAACAGCAUUAUUAGCAACAAUAACAACAGUAUCAGUUCCGACGGUAAUGGAUACUCGCUGAGCGAGGAAUCUCCGCUCGUCUCGCCGGAGGAGGAAAGUCGCAAGAAUCUGGAAGAAUUUUUGGGCAAAAUCGACAGUUCGAUAGCGUCCACCCGCAAAUGCAUUGCGGAAGUGCAGCGGAACAGUGACUUCGUGACGAGCAGCCAGAGCGACGACAACCUGUUCUUCUCGUCCUCUUCGGGCGGUGGUGUUAGCGGGAGCGGUAGCAGUGGGUACUAUUCGAAACCGCGUGCCUAUUCGAAUGCGUCAUCUUCGUCCUCGAUCUCGUCUUACCAGCAGUAUCACUAUCACGUCCCGAGCGGUGCCAACAGUUCGCAACACGCUGGUGGUAGUGGUACGAACCAUCACAAGCGCCAGAGUUCCUCGGGCAGUGCCGCAUCCGACACGAAUCAGCUGAUCGUGAUGACGCAAGGGAAGCGGGUGCAAAGUUCACUACAAAAGUUGGAACGUCAACAAGACGAACUGUUCGAAUUGUAGCACCAACCGUGGCUUGGAAAGACGUAUGCCACCGGAAAUUCGCCCGUGAGCUGUGCGAUGAAUUACGACGGUUGCAUCCAGCCCGACGAGAACUGUUCGAUUGGUUCGGAAACACAAGCGCUGGUGGUGGUUCCUGCUGGAUACGUUGGCUCCUUAGCAGCACGCUAUCAUCAUCCUAAUCAUCCUCAUCACUAUAUUACUCGGUAUGUACGCCAUCGGCAUACGUUUCACGUACAACUACAAACGUUUGGCGCUAGUUUGAAGGGUCGGCUGGGGAGUAUAGUUGGCGUAAUGAUUAAUCGUACGCGACGCACCGGGAGUAUUAUGUUGGCGUCACCACCCGUCCCAACAAUCGAAGGUACAAGGCUGUAAUCGUAAAAGAUUCCUUGCGUACCGUUAGUUUGUUUUGUCGGCAUCUCGAAGGAUAUCGCUUCGAUAAAGAAAGUGUCUGAAGAACCAGAUUGUGCUAAUUAUAGCAUUCAACCAAGGCCUUCAUCCCAAAUCACGACCAUUUUCAAUGAGCUAAGCAUAUAUUUAUCCAACUUAGGUUUAUUUUUUUGCACCCCAAUUCGGGACGGUGCUUUGUGGAUGGGUUUUGGGUGAGUCGAAAGUCGUGCUCGUUGUAUUAUUUUUGCCCGGAUACUCGUACUUUCGUACAAAGUGGUUGGGUAAAUUCCACCGCACCGAGAUAAGUGCGGUAUCAAACAAAGUAUAUUUUUGAUGUUUGAAGACAAGUAGUCCCCAGUUUGAUGAUACAGCGCACAUACACACACACAUACAAUCUCCGUGUGAUAGUGCAUGCAGUAUUGGGACAAAAAAAGGUGUAAAUGUGUAGGUGCAAAUGAGAGUGCUGAUUCGAAUAGUGAUUAAACAGAUGGACGAAAACACAAAAAGGAAGAGAACAAUCCGACCGAAAGGUGCUAUUAUAUCUAGAUUAGAAGAACAUAUACACUCAAUCUGUGCAUCAUUUAAUCAGCUUCAGCGGUGCACAUUUACUACACCAAAACCAUCUUAGCGCGUAUGGACAGCACGCAGUCCAGAAGAUAUCGCAACUCGUUACAGAUAAGCCCCCGUUCCACAUCCAUAAAUGACGUUAAAUAGGUCGUCUUUGUCAGUGGUGUCUUGCGAAGAAAGUGCGAUAAGUUCUUGAGUAUCUUACAUCCAUUCGUACUAAACCCUCAUUCCUUCCUCUUCCAAGGAACGGGUGAUAUGAUUGACCGUAGUGUGGAUGUGGAGUGACGUAGUACUACCGAGAAAAGCGCACUCCAUUCAGCGACAAUCGUUUCCAACAAUCGUUCGACAACCGGACGUCAGUUAGCGACAAACCGCAGAAAUGCGCGGCUUUUUAAUUCACGCCCAACGUAUCUAUGUUAAUCCCUUGCUUUGGGUGUGAUGACUGCGGGGUAGUGUUAAUUGCAUACACAAUCCGGCACCUGGUUCCGGUGGAAUCAAACACCCUUACCCCUACCCUGCGAGGUGUAUUUGGCGCUCGUCUUUUGCGUACCUCACAAUGUCUAGAGAUUGUGGACAUAGUUAGUUUACAGUUGCAGUUUAAAAAUAAGCGAAUCUUGCAUACUCAUGAAACAAGCAGAAGGUUUUUUUCUUUUUAAAAAAAAGUCCACAUUUUAUUGACUCCAUACAUCCAAUAGUGAAUUGUCAUCCCUUCCGAUCAUUUAUCAUUACUACAUAUCGCCGUGAAAUGUUUUAUCAAAAGUAGUAAAAUUAAGGUAAAGCACCGCAUAGGAAGGAUUUGGCAACUACACUGAAUAGGAAUUGAAUUGCAAAGAGACACAAACAGAGAAAGAGAAAGUGAUCGGCUGUAUGACGAACAAAUUAGCUAACCAAACGAAUCAAAUAAUAAUAUCAAUCGUUUUCCAGUAAUUUGCUUUACAAGUUGCUCAUCAGUUGGAGUUGGAAAAAAAACUCUGUUGUAGGUAUUUUUCGAAGGAGUAAAUUGUUUAUAAUCCACAAUCGCAUACGGCACAGUGCAGAACCAAAGUAUCAAUAUUAAAACGCGCUCAAACGUCUGAUUUUAUAAUGCAAAUUGUCUGCAAAAGCUUAAGCUGGCGUGAAAUGAAUUCAUGAAUUAUUAAUUAUUAAAACACUACUGACUAGUUUGGUUGGAUUUCCGUACUGAUGUAUUCAGUGUGUUUAGUUAUCUUCAUCAACAGCGUGUGCUGAUAAGCGGUGUGAAAUUGGCAGCAUACUAACGUUUAUUAUUUAAUUGUAACAAAAUGGAGAAACAAAAAAAAACGCUAAAACUCUGCUGUACAAAUUUAUUACCAUUUUGAUGCCAUUUUGCAUACAGAAAUUAAAA